Effrenium voratum is the source of this 3965-nucleotide messenger RNA. Lineage: Eukaryota; Dinophyceae; Suessiales; Symbiodiniaceae. The record is from the annotation of a GenBank genome assembly.
UCUACCCAGCCCAGAGUGAGACUCGCGGCAUGGGUGUACGUUGACUUGGGCUUCGGCAGGAGCUGAGGAUGCAGGGCCAUGAAGCGCGGCUUUCCGAGAAGCGACGCCGCGGCGGCGCGCCGGGACACCGGGGAGAAGGUGUUUUCCGGCGUCGUCCGCUCCAUCGACCUGGAGAGGCACAGCGCACUCAUCGACUGCCCAGCUGUGGCGCGACAGUCUGGCAAGGCGGUGGUCGCGGGCCUGCCGCUGCUGCGGGACACCUUGGCAGGGCCCGGUGACACUGUGGCUUUCUUCAUCGAUUGGGUCAAAGGCACCCAGGCCAGCGCGCCGAUGCUGCGCCUCAGCAGCCAGGACGGAAUGGCGCUGAUGGGCAAGUUCCGGACCGGCACUGUGGGCUACGGCUUCGUGGCCUGUGAGGAGGUCAAGGACUUCUUCGGGCGUGACCCUUAUGUCAAGCCGGACCUUGCCGACACCUUCACCACAGGUCAGACGGUGUGCUUCAACGUCACCAUCAAUGCGCAGGGCGUGCCGACGGUGAGUGAGAUGGCGGAGUGCCAGCCCGACUGGCAGCCCAUGCCCUCGGAGAUCCUCGGCGAGGUGGAUGAAGCGCUUGAUGCAGAGCCGCUCCCCCCGCGGCUUGCCACGCCGGCCAGCAGAGUCAUCCCUCCACGCCCUCGGCCCACUCCAUCGGCGUCCAAGAGCGGCCUCGCCGCUGCCGUCGCCGCCUUUGCCGCCGCCGCCCCUACCUUGGCGCCUAGGCCGCGCGCUGCGCCCGCCGCGGAUGCCGCGGACGCCGUGGCCCCGUGUGCGGGCAACUGGCAGUGGGGUAACAGCGGCCAGCCCGAGCCGCAGAGCGAAGGCCAGGCUCAGCAGGAGCCACAGGACGAGUCGCAAGCCGAAUGGCAGGGUGGCCAGAGCGCAUGGAACAACCAUGGCGCAUGGAACUCCGAAGGUGGCCAGGGCAUGUGGAAGGAUGAGCCGGGCGACCAGACUAUGUGGAAUUCUCAGGGUGCUCAAAGCGAAGCUGCUCACCCAGAACCGCAAGAACCGGGGUACCAAGCGCUGCAUGCAACGCCACAGGCGGCUAGCGCUCGGCCCGCACCAUCCCACAGCGGCCUCGCCACCGCCGCCCUUGCCGCCCUUGCCGCCGCUGCUGCCACCGCCCCUGCUGUGGCACCGCCGCACACCGCGCCCGCCGCGGACGCCGCGGACGCCGUGGCCCCGUCUGCGGGCAACUGGCAUUGGGGUAACAGCAACCAGCCCGAGCCACAGAGCGAAGGCCAGGCUCAGCAGGAGCCACAGGACGAGUCGCAAGCCCAAUGGCAGGGUGGCCAGAGCGCAUGGAACAACAAUGGCGCAUGGAACUCCGAAGGUGGCCAGGGCAUGUGGAAGGAUGAGCCGGGCGACCAGACUAUGUGGAAUUCUCAGGGCGACCAGAGUGAAGGUUUUCACGCAGAGCCGCAAGCACUGGGGUACCAAGCGCUGCAUGCAACGCCACAGGCGGAUAGCGCUCGGCCCGCACCAUCCCACAGCGGCCUCGCCACCGCCGCCCUUGCCGCCCUUGCCGCCGCUGCCGCCGCCGCCCCUGCUGUGGCACCGCCGCACACCGCACCUGCUGCGGACGCCGCGGACGCCGUGGCCCCGUCUGCGGGCAACUGGCAUUGGGGUAACAGCAACCAGCCCGAGCCACAGAGCGAAGGCCAGGCUCAGCAGGAGCCACAGGACGAGUCGCAAGCCGAAUGGCAGGGUGGCCAGAGCGCAUGGAACAACAAUGGCGCAUGGAACUCCAAAGGUGGCCAGGGCAUGUGGAAGGACGAACAGGGCGACCAGACUAUGUGGAAUUCUCAGGGUGCUCAAAGUGAAGUUUUUCACCCAGAGCCGCAAGCACUGGGGUACCAAGCGUCGGUUGCAAAGCCACGGGCGACUGGCAGGGUCGUCCCUCCACGCCCUCGACCAGUGCCUGCUCAGUCAGAGUCGCAGGGCGCCGCGCAGGGCGAUCAGGGUGAACAGAGCUCGUGGAAUGCCAAUUGCCAGCAGGGCAAUCACAUUGACCAGAGCAUGUGGAACGCCACGGGAAAGCAGGGCGACCACAUCGACCAGAGCAUGUGGAACACCACGGGCCAGCAGGGCGACCAGAGCGACCAGAGCAUGUGCAACGCCACGGGCCAGCAGGGCGACCAGAGCAACCAGAGCAUGUACAACGCCACGGGCCAGCAAGGCGAGCAGAGCAUGUGGAUCCCUCAGGGCGAGCAGGACGACCCGAGCUCGAGGAAUGCCAAGGGCCAGCAGGGUGCUCAGGACGACCAGAGCAUGUGGGGCGCCGCAGGCCAGCAGGGCGACCAGAGCGACCAACGCAUGUGGAACGCCACGGGCCAGCAGGGUGACCAGAGCAAGUGGAACGCCACGGGCCAGCAGGGCGACCAGAGCAUGUGGAACGCCAAUGGCCAGCACGGCGCUCACAGCGACCAGAGCAUGUGGAACGCCACAGGCCAGCAGGGCGAGCAGGGCGAGCAGAGCGACCAGAGCUCGUGGAACGCCACGGGCCAGCAGGGCGACCAGAGCAUGUGGAACUCCCAAGGCGAGCAGAGCGACCAGAGCUCGUGGAAUGCCAAGGGCACUCAGGACGACCAGAGCUUGUGGAACGCCAAGGCCACGCAGGGCGAUCAGGACGACCAGAGCUCGUGGAACGCCAAGGCCGCGCAGGGCUAUCCGGACGACCAGAGCUCGUGGAACGCCAAGGCCACGCAGGGCUAUCAGGGCGACCAGAGCUCGUGGAACUCCAAAGGCGAGGGUGACCAAGGCUCGUGGUGGAACUCGAAGGGCGACCAGGACUGGUGGCAGCGGGACAAAGCAAGCCAAGGCUCGUGGGACUGGAGCUGGGGCAAGGACACCGAGCCUGAGCCUGGAAGCAAAGCGUGGCGCGAGCUCCGCGACUCGGACCUCGCUGGCGCACAGAAGAAGCGGGAGGCGGGCGCGACUUGUGCCCUUGGCGUUGUGGCAAGCUACAUCCCUGAGAAGAAGUGCGGCUUUAUCGAGUGCGACUCUGUCAAAGCAAGCCUGGGGCAGCAGGUCUUCAUCUACGGGGAUAUCAUGACCCGGGGCCUUGCAGGCCCAGGUGACUUGGUGGCCUUCUUUCUGCACAUGUCGAGCAAAGGAAAGGCCCAGGCCUCUCAUCCCCUGCUGCGCCUGGCCACCGGUGUGGACGGGACCUAUGCUUUGAAGGGGACCUUCCAGGCGGCCAGCGGUUUGUCCAGGGCUUGCGUGGUCUGCGAGGAGAUCCGGAAGUUCUUCGGAUGCGAGGCCUGCGUGCACGAGGCGCUGGCCGCGCAGCUGGGCCCGGACACCGUGGUGUCCUUCAACGUGAUCCUGAACGCUGAGGGCCAGCCGGAGGUGCACGACGCCGUGCCCUGUGGCGACGCCUGGCAGCCGCAGCCCACAGUCAUGGACCAGGCCGCGCGAGGGAUGCCGCACCCGGCGGCGGAAUCCGCGCCGGCGGAGGCGGAGGCGCCGAAGUUGGGCGGUGUGCCGGAGCCCGCGCUGCCGCCCAAGGCCAAGAAGGCGAUGCCCUUGGCUUUCCAGACGGGGGCGAGCGGCAAAGGUAAGGGUGGCAAGGGCGGCAACGGCGGCAACAAAGGAGAUCUAGACGGCGCAUGGCUAGUGGGACGAGUGAAGUCAUACAGCGACGUUAACAAGUACGGCUUCAUCGAGAGCGACGCGGUGAAAGCCGCGUGUGGCGGUGACAUCUUCAUGCCCGCAAUUCAGUUCGUAGACAAGGGCAUUCGCAUCGGCGACACCGUGCAGGUCCAGGUGAAAAUCAACCAGAAGGGUAAGCCGCAGGCAAAUCAGGUCCUGCCGGCGACAUGAGCCGAGUCCCGAGUCGCGAGUCGUGAGUCGCGAGGCCGAGACGACGCGUAGUUCCGGCGGCUCAUUGGGUAUGGAGUUUAACUUCGCGCCUCGCGCAGGAA